ACGUGCAGCUUCUAUUUUUCUUACUUCUACAUUGCGAUGUUGAUAGCGUCGGCUGCUUCUCUCGUCUCUCUCCAUUUUCUUUUCUGCGUUGCAGUGAAUUGAAUUGCUUCGCUUCGUACUCAAAAAUGUCUGGGAGGAAGAGAAGAAAGUUGAAUUCGUUGGCUGUGGCAGCCAUGGAUAGUAAAAGGGUGACAACCAAGAAUAUGAAAGAGAAAAUGGAAUCACAAACUUGGUCUGACCUCCCUACAGAACUUCUGGAACUGAUCUUUUGCCAUGUAACUCUAGAAGAUAACAUUUGUGCCUCUGUUGUUUGCAAGAGCUGGCAUGCAGCUGCCAUUUCUGUCAGAGUGGUAAACCAAUCACCCUGGCUUAUGUAUUUUCCUAAAAAUGGGAAUUUGUAUGAGUUCUAUGACCCAGCACAACGCAAGACCCAUUCCCUUGAGUUACCAGAAUUGCAUGGGUCAAGAGUUUGUUACACUAAAGAUGGUUGGUUGUUGUUAUACAGACCCAGAACCCAUGAUGUUUUCUUCUUUAAUCCCUUUACUAAGGAAGUGAUUGAACUGCCAAGUUUUGAAUUGACUUAUCAGGUAGUUGCUUUCUCUUCUCCUCCAACAUCUACCAGCUGCAGUGUUUUAACAGUUAAGCACAUCAGUCCCACAGUUGUUGCUAUCAGCACUUGCCAUCCAGGGGCGACCGAAUGGGUUACUGCUAAUUACCAAAAUCGCUUGCCUUUUGUUAGUAGUAUUUGGAACAAGGUUGUUUUCUGCAGUGGACUUUUUUACUGUCUAAGUCUCACAGGCUGGCUAGGUGUUUUCAACCCAGUGGAACUUACUUGGAAUGUUCUUAUCGUGCCUCCACCUAGGUGCCCUGACAAUUUUUUUGCUAAAAAUUGGUGGAAAGGAAAAUUUAUGUCUGAGCAUAAUGGAGACAUUUUAGUUAUUUAUACAUGUUUUAGUGAAAACCCAAUUAUAUUUAAGUUGAAUCAGUCGAAUAUGAUGUGGGAAGAGAUGAAGACCCUUGAUGGUGUGACAUUGUUUGCCAGUUUCUUAUCAUCUCAUUCAGGAACUAACCUCCCUGGAUUAAUGAGAAACAGUAUCUAUUUUUCUAAAGUCCGUUUGUUUGGAAAACGUUGCAUAUCAUACUCUCUUGAUGACUCUAGAUACUAUCCUGGCAAGCAGUGUCAUGACUGGGGAGAGCAAGCUCCUUUCGAGAGCAUCUGGAUUGAACCACCUCAAGGCCUCACAACCUUUAUCUGACAAACACCAGAGUAUUGAGCACCCAAUGGUUGCCUCUAACUGGAGCAAGUCAUUAGUCAGGAGUAUUUAAAGAAGCAUUUGUGAUGCAGCAUGCGUACCUCAAGCCUUUAGAAAGAUGAUGAAAUGUUCAGGGAUGAAAUUUAUACCUUGAAGAUAACAGUAAUGCUGCUUAGACAAGGAGGAUUUGAAAUAUAACAUUCUUCUUGUAUGAUUUUUGCUAUGCAUUUAUUUGCUCCAAAUGCGUUUCAGAUAUAGACAUAGAUAUAUUGUCCACCGUAGAUUCUCUUCCACUGUGUCUUCUGUGCUUCAGGGCAAGCGAUAUUAGCUUUUUAAACAUUUCCAUUACGUAGAAGACUGAAGAUGUUUUUGCUUUUUGGUAAAUUAUAUUAUAUUCUUUGAAUUUUAGCA
Molecule: messenger RNA, 1664 nt
Organism: Manihot esculenta (cassava)
Lineage: Eukaryota; Viridiplantae; Streptophyta; Magnoliopsida; Malpighiales; Euphorbiaceae
Product: F-box/kelch-repeat protein At1g57790
Exons: 3
Coding region: 126-1256 (376 amino acids)
Molecular function (GO): protein binding
Source: RefSeq, a predicted model, not a curated record